Messenger RNA from Arabidopsis lyrata subsp. lyrata, 3562 nucleotides. Its product is annotated as protein DA1-related 4. Gene Ontology annotation, biological process: signal transduction; defense response. Gene Ontology annotation, molecular function: ADP binding. The transcript has 5 exons. The record is from RefSeq and is a predicted model, not a curated record. Lineage: Eukaryota; Viridiplantae; Streptophyta; Magnoliopsida; Brassicales; Brassicaceae. The coding region runs from base 108 to 3383 and encodes 1091 amino acids.
UCGUUAUUGAUCAAAAUUAGGGGUUUCGUGUAAUCGGGAGAAUCGACAGAGAUUGGUUUUAUGAAUCCACCAAAUACUUGUGUCUCGUAGGCUCGCGAAUCACGAUCAUGGUGGAUUUCGAGAAGAGCAGUCACAGCGUCAACAUCAUCUGUGAGGAGACAGUACGGCGCUCCUUCGUCAGCCACCUCUCCUCCGCUUUACACCGCGAAGGCAUCUCUGUAUGUGUGUUUGCUGAUACAGAUUUCGAUGAUCAGAAUCAGGGAGCUAGGGUUACGGUGGUGGUUUUCUCCGAGAACUACGCCUUCCCCCAUCCUAUGCUUGACAAUUUCGCCAAAAUUCUCCAGCUUCGAAGCAACAGCGGCCACGAGGUGAUUCCAGUGUUUUACGGUGUUGAUCCAUCGGCUGUGAACCCAAAUCACGACUGGCUGCCAUUGCACAUGGAAGGACACCAAUCGAUGAACUCAAGUAAUGUCAGAAGCAGCGACUCCCAACUCGUGGAAGAUAUCGUCAGGGAUGUUUAUGGGAAGAUAUGUCCUACAGAACGAAUUGGAAUUUACACGAGGCUAAUGGAGAUUGAAAACCUGCUUUGCGAGCAAUCUUGGGAUGUCCGAAGAUUAGGACUCUGGGGCAUGCCUGGCAUAGGCAAGACGACACUUGCUAAAGCAGUAUUUGACCACAUGUCCAAUGACUAUGACGCUUCUUGCUUUAUCGAGAACUUUGAUGAACAACUUCGUAUGGUGGGACCUUACCGUUUGCUUGAAGAGAAAAUCGGUAGAAUUCUGGAAGAAAAGUUUGGCAUAAGCAGUUCUUACAUUACAAGACUGAGCCUCCUAAGGGACAAGCUAUGCGAUACAAGGAUUGUUGUUGUUCUAGAUGAUGUGCGCAAUCCUCUCGCUGCAGAGUCCUUCCUUGGAAGGCUUGAUUGGUUUGGUCCUGGAAGCCUGAUAAUCAUAACCUCCAGAUAUAAACAAGUGUUUGCACUUUGUCAGAUCAGUCAAAUAUACGAAGUUCAUGGUUUAAACAAGCAUGAGGCUCUAAAGCUAUUCUCUCAAAAUGCCUUUGAAAAAGAUGUGCCAGAGCAGAAUGACAAGGAACUGUCAAUGAAGGUAAUUGACUAUGCUAAUGGAAAUCCGUUGGCCCUCUGCAUUUAUGGCCGAGAGCUGAAGGGGAAGAAGUCAGAAAUGGAGGCUGCAUUUCUCAGGCUCCAGCAAUGCCCUCCAAAAAAGAUUCAGGAUAGGCUAAAGAGCGUUUAUAGUGCACUUAGUGACAAUGAGACGUACACCUUCUUGAACAUUGCUUGUUUCUUCAAGGGAGAAAAUGUUGACUAUAUGGUGCAACUGCUUAAGUGGUGUGGUUACUUUCCACGGGUUGGAAUAGAUGUUCUUGUGGAGAAGUGUCUGGUGACUAUUUCAGAAAACACAUUGCAAAUGUAUGACAUGAUCCAAGACAUGAUCCGAGAUAUCAUCACUGGAGAAAAGAUACAGAUGGAGAGGUGCACGACGUUGUGGCAUACUUCCCACAUCAGAUAUCUACUAGAAGAUGAUGAACUCAAAGCAGAUGGAGACCCCAAAGAAAUUCCUAAAUGUCUUAUGGUUGCUGAAGACAUUGAAGGCAUAUGUUUGGACACAUCAAACUUGAUAUUUGAUGUCAAUCCUGACGCCUUCAAGAAGAUGGUCAGUCUUAGAUUCUUGAAGAUAUACAACUCCUACUCUGAAAAUGUUCCUGGACUCAACUUUCCCAAUGGCCUCAAUUAUCUUCCUCGUGAGCUAAGGCUCCUCCACUGGGAGAAAUAUCCCUUCGAAUCCUUGCCUCAAGGUUUUGACCUCCAGGAACUUGUCGAACUCAAUAUGCCUUAUAGUGAGCUUAAGAAACUCUGGGAAACAAACAAGAACCUUGAGAUGUUGAAGAGGAUCAAGCUUUGUCAUUCCCGGCAGCUAGUUAAAUUUAGUAUACAUGCUCAAAAUAUCGAGCUGAUUAAUCUCCAAGGUUGUACAAGAUUGGAGAAUUUUUCAGGCACUACGAAGUUACAGCAUCUCCGAGUUUUAAAUCUCUCAGGUUGCAGCAACAUUACAAUUUUCCCAGGGCUUCCACCAAAUAUUGAGGAGUUAUACCUCCAGGGAACUAGCAUAGAAGAGAUACCAAUAUCCAUUCUCGCCCGCUCUUCCCAACCAAACUGCGAAGAGCUUAUGAAUCAUAUGAAACACUUCCCUGGUCUUGAGCAUAUCGAUUUGGAAAGUGUAACAAAUCUUAUUAAAGGUAGCUCAUAUAGUCAAGGUGUUUGCAAGCUUGUCCUCCUGAAUAUGAAAGAUUGUCUUCAGUUGCGAAGUCUGCCUGACAUGUCCGAUUUAGAAUCUCUCCAAGUUCUUGAUCUGUCUGGCUGCUCUCGCCUUGAGGAAAUUAAGUGUUUCCCAAGAAAUACGAAAGAGCUAUAUCUUGCUGGAACAAGCAUACGAGAAUUGCCAGAGUUUCCUGAAAGUCUAGAAGUCUUGAAUGCUCAUGAUUGUGGCCUUCUGAAGUCAGUUCGUUUGGACUUUGAGCAGCUUCCUCGACACUACACGUUCAGCAAUUGCUUUAGAUUGUCUUUAGAAAGGACCGUUGAAUUUAUAGAGAAAGGUCUGACUAGGGUAAUUAGGUUAGACAGAGAACAAAAUCAGGAACACGUUAAAGCACCGGCAUUCAACGUAUGUUUUCCUGCAGAUGCGUGCCCGUGGUACUCAUUUCAGUGGCAAGAAAGCCAUUUUGUUAGAGUAACGCUUGCUCCUUGCAUGCGAAAGGCUCUGUCAGGGUUUGCUAUGUCAGUUUUAGUAUCAUUUCGGGAUGAUUACCACAAUGCCGUAGGUUUAGGCAUUAGGUGCAUAUGCAGAUGGAAGACCAAGAAAGGCAACUUUGAUCAAAUUGAGAGAGUUUAUAAGUGUUGGGCUCCGAGAGAAGCUCCAGGAGUUCAAAAGGAUCACAUAUUUGUCUUGUAUGAUGCCAAAAUGCAAGUAGGUCCUGAUGAAGGAAUGGAUCAAAUCAUGUCAUCUGAUGUACUCGUAUUCGAAUUCCACACAGUAAGUGGGGAAAACAAGCCUUUGGGUGCUAAUUGCGCGGUGACAGAAUGUGAUGUCAAGGUAAUUAUGGAUUCAACAGGUGAUACAAAAUUUAGUGCAGUUUCAAGAGCAAGUGAGGAUAUAAGUAAUAUUGAGGAGCUUCCUCCUCCUUUACCGAAAAAGCCAGAGGCAACUAUUUGUUCUCCUCCAUUCAGCAAUCCACAUGAGCUUUUUAAUGUGGCUAGCAAGGUAAAGUCUGAAGGCAGUAGUAUCCUUUCGAGGUGGGAUAGCAAGGUAAAAUCAAUUUAUAAGCUUUUUAUUUUGAUCAAAAAAAAAACAAAGCUUUUAAUUUGAGCAUGUUUUUGUUGGAGGCACGAUGAGUGGUUCAAGUCUCCCACGUAUAGGGUAUAUAUGUACUGUUUUAUGCUCUACGAUAGAGCAUCUGUUGUUAAUGUAAAACCAACUUUUUGAGUGGUGUAGAUGUGAGGAUACAUAGAUAAAGAAAAGAAAAUUUGAGAGAAGUUUCUUGGAAA